Messenger RNA from Pistacia vera, 2094 nucleotides. Its product is annotated as scarecrow-like protein 32. Gene Ontology annotation, cellular component: nucleus. Gene Ontology annotation, molecular function: DNA-binding transcription factor activity; sequence-specific DNA binding. NCBI's taxonomy places the organism in Eukaryota, Viridiplantae, Streptophyta, Magnoliopsida, Sapindales, Anacardiaceae. Gene Ontology annotation, biological process: regulation of DNA-templated transcription. The record is from RefSeq and is a predicted model, not a curated record. The coding region runs from base 256 to 1605 and encodes 449 amino acids. The transcript has a single exon.
CUCCUCUCAGCCUCUGUUUGCUCCUUCCUCCACAAACUAACAAAUUUAUAACACAAAAGCUAUGCCUAAAUUCCAGCAGCCAAGACCUCAUAUUUCCUAAACCUGGAAGCUCACAUCUAUAACUAGAUAAAAACCCUAGCAACUCAAUCCCAUCCACCCAUAUCCACAACAAGUCGUUUCAAACAAACAACACACAAAGCUUUUCUCUGCAUCAUUACCCCUCAUUUUUUCCCUCUAAACACAUCAAAUCCUUCCAUGCACAUUAAAGCAACAACACCUCAAUCCAUGAAAACUGAAGUAAGACCAAACACUACGUCCAUUCCUCUGCACAACCCCCGUCUCUUCAACGCCACUCCAAAUUCUAUUCCAGGAGCACUUAGAGGGUGUCUUGGUAGCCUGGAUGGAGCAUGUAUAGAGAAGCUUCUGCUUCACUGUGCUAGUGCCUUAGAAAGUAACGACGUCACUUUGGCACAGCAAGUGAUGUGGGUGCUCAAUAAUGUCGCUUCUUCAGUCGGUGAUCCAAACCAAAGGCUCACCUCAUGUUUUUUAAGGGCACUCAUCUCUAGGGCAUCCAGUGUUUGCCCUACCACGAUGAGUUUCAAUAGUAGCAGUACAAUUCACAGAAGGCUUAUGAGCGUCACUGAGCUAGCCGGGUAUGUUGAUCUAAUCCCUUGGCACCGUUUUGGCUUCUGUGCAUCAAAUAGUGCCAUUUUCAAGGCAAUUCAAGGGUGUCCAAGAGUUCACAUAUUAGACUUUAGCAUUACUCACUGUAUGCAGUGGCCUACUCUCAUAGAUGCCUUGGCUAAAAGGCCCGAAGGCCCUCCUUCACUCAGAAUCACGGUGCCUUCUUGUAGGCCACUAGUCCCUCCCUUGCUUAAUGUAUCAACUGAAGAAGUUGGCCUCCGUUUGGGGAAUUUCGCCAAGUUUAGGGAUGUCCCCUUCGAAUUUAACAUAAUCGAUGUCGACACAUCUUCUUGUAAGGACUCCUCUAGCUUUUAUUUUGAAUCAGUAUUAAGCCAUUUGACUCCUUCUAUAUUGAACCUUAGGGAUGAUGAAGUUUUGGUGGUAAACUGCCAAAAUUGGCUACGAUAUUUGUCCGAUGAAACAAUGGGAAGUGCUCAUCAAGAUGCUUCUUUGCGAGACACUUUCCUAGAUAUAAUUAAAGGGCUUAACCCUUGUAUCAUAAUUGUGGUUGAUGAGGAUUCUGAUUUAAGUGCACCUAGUCUAACUUCAAGGAUCACUACCUGCUUCAAUUACCUAUGGAUUCCCUUUGAUGCCUUAGAAACUUUUUUGCCUAAGGAUAGUUACCAAAGGCUAGAGUAUGAAUCAGAUAUUGGACACAAGAUUGAAAACAUUAUAAGUUUUGAAGGGUUUCAAAGGAUAGAGAGGUUAGAAUCUGGGGCAAAAAUGUGUCAGAGGGUGAAGAAUGUAGGGUUUUUCAGUAUUCCAUUUAGUGAAGAGACUGUUAGGGACGUUAAGUUCUUGCUAGAUGAACAUGCUAGUGGUUGGGGGAUGAAGAGAGAAGAGGGUAUGUUGGUGCUCACAUGGAAGGGUCACAACUCAGUGUUUGCCACAGCUUGGGUCCCAAGUGGGUUGGAGGAUUAAAUGGGUGUGGACUUAAGUGGGUUGAGGAGACCCUACCAUGCAUGAGAGAUUGGCUUGUUUCUCUUAAGUGGUCCAUGACGAUGAAGGCAGUGACAAAAUGGGGUUUGCUUUUUUUUCUCUUUGUCAACAGGCUGCAAAAUGGGCAUGAGACAGAAAGAAAAGCGGCAGAUUUUUUGGGUACAACUUCAUCAUGCCACCUUUGUAUCCAAGCGAGCUAUCUUUCGCUAUGUUCACAUGAAAGGCAAAGAGAAAAUGCACAUGUUGUCUUCCUAUACCAGACAAAAACCUCCAUCACUUUGUUUCCCAUCUCUACUUGCUUUUCUUUCAAGACCUUCCAAAGUAGCCAACUAGAUAGCUUGCGCUUUCCUAACCAGUUCUCAGUAGUUUCUAAUCAUGCACUAGAUAUUUUCAAUAUCUUUUUUUCUGAGCAGUAUUUCUAUUCAAAUUAGCUUUUGCUCACUUUGUAACAUCAGAUCUAGAAGUGGAAUG